Molecule: messenger RNA, 1639 nt
Organism: Crotalus tigris (Tiger rattlesnake)
Lineage: Eukaryota; Metazoa; Chordata; Lepidosauria; Squamata; Viperidae
Exons: 5
Coding region: 1-1014 (337 amino acids)
Source: RefSeq, a predicted model, not a curated record
AUGCGCGGGCGGGCUCCGGUCCUUGGCUGGAGAACAGCCUCUUCCUCCGCCUCCACCGGCCCAGCCACAGAAGAGUUCCGCCCCAAGAAAGGGGGGGCACGACCUCAGGAUAGAUGCGGAGCCGCUGCCACGGAGCGCCCUCGCCAGCCGGGUCACCGGCUCCCGCUCUCGCUGCGGUCCUGCUUUCAGAUCCGCAGCAGCGGGGCUGGCCAGAAUAGCGGGCUCGGGCGCCCUGUCCGCCCGGUCGGAGACGAGCGCCUAGCCGGAGAGGCGGCCGGGCAGGGGCGUCUCGCCCCUCCCGCGGGGGGAUCCCCGGCUCCUGCACAAGCCCGAACUUGCCUGGGGGCGGGGUCGGUGACGUCACGACGGGCGGGGUCUGAGGGCUGGCAGCUCUGCUCCGCGCGGCUGCCUGGCUCGCAGGGAGAAUCGUCCCGCCGCUGUCGCGUCCGCUCGCCCUGCCUCACUCGCGUUGCCGCUCGCACCGCCCGUGCCAGUCGGAGCCCCGCCACCCCCGAGCCGCCCCGGAGGGUUCAUGCAGCUGCAAUCCCCCCGAGCGCCAUGGCUAGACCAUUGCAGGACCGGAGCCUCGCCGAGCCGACAGCAACUGUGUCCCAGAGCUCAGCCUUCCCUGUGGGGAGGACGCUGGCCCUGCCGCCCUCCGUCUGCCGCCCGCCGCUCGCCUUGCCACCCGGGCUGAACUGCCUCUAUCGUUGCGGGCGGGCGCUGGAGCCUCCCGGGAGCGUCCGUGUGAGCAUGCAGCCAACAGCACCCAGCACCCAAGAGGAAGCCCCCACAGAGCCAGAACAAAGCGCAAGGGGCCCAAAUGGGCACCUCCCGAGAACCCCGCUCAACCUGGAGCAGGCCAUUGGGGCUCGGCUGCGCCACAUGGGAGACCGUUUCCAUCAAGACUAUGAGCAGAGGGAACGCAGGCCUCGAGGUGCCCUCUGGACCCACUUGUACCAUUUCGUCUUCCAUCUACUGGGUAUCUUGGACAACUUACCUGCCAGAGGGUGACAGACAAGCCUUGGAGCAAAGAGCCAUCCACUGAGCUGCUUUAGGACUUCUCUUCCUGCUGGCCAGGGGAACCGCAGCCUCAGUUGAAGAACAGAUGCCCGCAAGCAGCCGGCCUUGAGCCCAUCGCGGUGGGCAAACAACACCCUGCACUGAGUUGCCGAGUGCCAUGGCACCCUUUUGCGCCCAGCCCAGCAGUGCCUUAUGGGGAGCUGCACAGAUGGGUAGGGGUGAGACAAGUUAGCACUAUGUGAAUAUUUUUCACUGAGCCUGUAUGUGCGGGUUGGGGAAGAAGAGAAUUGCACUUGCCACCUCGCCUCUAGAGGGACAGCCUACAACGUCCACUGUAAAAAGGGACUGGACGUGUAUGUAGAUAUGUGGUGGGGGUGGGGUGAGAGGAAGAAAACCUGCACAUUGGUGCAGCUGCUGCUGUGUGUAUAUAGACAGUCUUCAUGCUUGUACAUAGAAUAUAAUUGGGUGCUGCCUGUACCUACCUGAGGGUUUGGUUGUCUGUAUCUUGUGAAGAGGUGGAACUUUUUUUGUAUAUUUCCUUUUCAAUAAAACCAGAUGAAAGCAGAAAUGGUACCAGCCUCUUUUAUCCUGGAGCAACGUAGGCCAAGGUGCCAAA